Molecule: messenger RNA, 234 nt
Organism: Helobdella robusta
Lineage: Eukaryota; Metazoa; Annelida; Clitellata; Rhynchobdellida; Glossiphoniidae
Exons: 2
Biological process (GO): adenylate cyclase-activating adrenergic receptor signaling pathway
Cellular component (GO): membrane
Molecular function (GO): G protein-coupled amine receptor activity
Source: RefSeq, a predicted model, not a curated record
UCCAGAGAGCACAAAACCACAAAAACGCUGGGUAUCAUAAUGGGCUCGUUCAUUUGUUGCUGGCUGCCAUUUUUCAUACUUGCCCUGAUUAGGCCCCUCCUCCCAGAUCCGUCUGUGGUCCCGCAUUGGUUAGGUCAUUGCUUACAAUGGUUGGGAUUCGCGAACAGCCUUCUUAACCCUGUCAUAUAUGCCAGGUUUAAUAGGGAGUUCAGAACGCCGUUCAAACAUAUAUUA